Molecule: messenger RNA, 1818 nt
Organism: Scaptodrosophila lebanonensis
Lineage: Eukaryota; Metazoa; Arthropoda; Insecta; Diptera; Drosophilidae
Product: alanine aminotransferase 2-like
Exons: 2
Coding region: 186-1628 (480 amino acids)
Biological process (GO): biosynthetic process
Molecular function (GO): pyridoxal phosphate binding; L-alanine:2-oxoglutarate transaminase activity
Source: RefSeq, a predicted model, not a curated record
GAAAUAUUAUUCAGGGUUUCUCGAGGGCUCUGGAAAUCGUAGCGACUGAUCUAGCACUCAAAAAUUGCGAUCAUUGCCGCCCCUCAGUCGAGUUGAGGCCAGGAACGUGCGUGGAUCCAGUCUAGUACGAGAACAUUAGCAUUCUGUUAUAUUCCACAAAAUUAUCACUGAAUUUUGAAAGCAAAAUGCCCCCAAAAUGUUUGCAACUGGAGAACAUCAAUCCCAACUUCAUAGCCAUGGAGUAUGCGGUGCGUGGACCUCUGGUUAUUCGCGCUGGCGAGAUUGAGAAGGAGCUGGAGAGGGGCAUGAAGAAGCCUUUCGAUCAAGUAAUACGCGCCAAUACCGGCGAUUGUCAGGCCACGGGACAGCAACCCCUCACCUUCUUGCGCCAGCUACUGACAUUAACAUUGGAGCCACGCUUGCUCGACUCACCGGACUAUCCGGAAGAUGUUAAGAAACGUGCGCGGCUCAUUUUGGACAGCUGUUACGGUCAUUCGGUGGGUUCGUACACAGAAUCGGCUGGUCUGGAGGUGGUGCGUCGACAAGUGGCCGCCUUCAUUGAGCGGCGGGAUGAAUGUAUACCCAGUGAUUGGCAGAACAUCUACUUGACUGCCGGUGCCACACCAGGCAUCAAGAGCAUCCUAUCGCUCAUAAAUUGCCAGUUGGGUGGGAAGACGCCCGGUGUGAUGGUUCCAAUACCUCAAUACCCAUUGUACUCGGCCACCAUUGCGGAGUAUGCCAUGGUUAAGGUGGACUACUACCUAGAGGAGGAGACUGGCUGGAGUCUUAAUCGCAAGGAGCUCCAGCGUUCCUAUUGCGAGUGCCAACAGCAUUGCAAUCCACGCGCCCUGGUGGUCAUCAAUCCGGGCAACCCCACCGGACAAGUGCUGACCCGCGACAACAUCGUCGAGAUAAUUAAGUUCGCCUACGACAAUCAGUUGUUGCUGCUCGCCGACGAGGUCUAUCAGGAUAAUGUGUACGACAAGAACUCCAAGUUCUAUUCGUUCAAGAAGGUCAUGCAUGAGAUGGGCGAGCCCUAUCGCAGCCAGGAGCUGGUGAGCUUCCUCUCCACAUCCAAGGGCUAUCUGGGAGAGUGCGGCCUACGUGGUGGAUAUAUGGAGGUCAUAAAUAUGUGCCCCCAGGUUAAGGCCAUGCUCACCAAGUCCAUCACAGCAGGUUUGUGCAGCAACACGAUUGGUCAGGUGGCAGUCAGCGCCUUGGUUAAUCCCCCACAGCCAGGCGAACCAUCCUAUGAGCGUUACGUUUGCGAAAAGAAUGCCACGUUGGCUUCCUUAAAGGAGCGUGCCGAGCUCGUUCACAAGACACUCAGUGGCUUCGAAGGCUACAAGGUCAACCCGGUACAGGGCGCCAUGUACAUAUUCCCCCAAAUCGAGAUACCGCCCAAGGCCAUUGCUGCGGCCAAGGACAAGAAUAUGGCUCCAGAUGCUUUCUAUGCUUUCGAACUGUUAGAAUCGAGUGGUAUUUGCAUUGUACCUGGCAGCGGGUUUGGCCAAAAACCAGGCACCUAUCACUUCCGUAGCACGAUUCUGCCACAGACAGACAAACUUAAGCUGAUGAUGGAGAAAUUUCGGGUAUUCCAUGACGAGUUUAUAAAGAAAUACAAGUAAUUGGCGAAGCCGUGGAGAACUGAUCGUAUUAAAGGCCUCCCAAGAAUUUAUCUACUACAUUGCUAUCUUUAAAAUUAUAUGUACUCGCACUUGCUAAUGGUUUAAACAAAAAACUCCGUGCUUUAUUUAUGCGAGUAUUGAACGUUUUUAUGAAAUAUACGAUUCUACUAUAUAUUAUAUAGUACCUUUA